This is a messenger RNA of Columba livia (rock pigeon), 6413 nucleotides long. It is a transcript of the gene COL17A1, whose product is annotated as collagen type XVII alpha 1 chain. The transcript is spliced from 58 exons. Gene Ontology annotation, biological process: extracellular matrix organization. NCBI's taxonomy places the organism in Eukaryota, Metazoa, Chordata, Aves, Columbiformes, Columbidae. The record is from RefSeq and is a predicted model, not a curated record. Gene Ontology annotation, molecular function: extracellular matrix structural constituent conferring tensile strength. Bases 1040 to 5665 code for a protein of 1541 amino acids.
AGUGCGCAUGCGCCGCCGCGUGCCCGGCCGGCGCAGGCUGAUUUGCGCCUGCGCACAGCAGGAAGGGCUGGGGAUGCGUUGUGGUGUGGCUGGGAGCGCGAAGCUUGUUCCUGUGGGCGGUCAAUGCGGGCUUGGGCGCAAAGGUGUGGGACAGGGUAGGGCUCGUGGAGUCCGUAGUGCGGGGCGUCUCUGAGAACCUCGUACGUGCUUCUUUUGCAGUUGGGUGUCCCUUAGGCCAGCAUGUCACCCUAUGGCUGGGGUCUUUGCUGUCUUGGUGUAAGUGUCCCUGCGCUGAGGAGGGGGCUCCAGCCUUGACAUGGGACUCUCCCCACCGCGAGUGGCAGGGCAGGCUCAGCCUUUUGGCACAGCCAAGGGAACCACAGCUCUCCACCUCAAGCCACCAGUUGUCUCUACCUCAGGCACUGUCUCCUCACAAAAGGGGAAAAACUGUACCCAAGGUGCACACUGGGAAAAGUGCAGGCUGAACAGUGUUGUCUUGGUUGUGAGGGAAGACAAAAGAAGUGAAAAUCAAGAAACUUGACUGGAAGAAAUGGCGGAUAGAUUGUGAUGGUGACAAGGAGCAGCCUCAGCCAUAGCUGCAGUCACACAGGCUAGAGCAAGAUUAGGGGGGGCUACGGCAAUUGCUUUUCCAAUAUAACUGUUAGGACUGAGAGAAUGAGCUGUGGAAGCUGUACCGGUGGCAGCUCCCAGCCCACCGCAUGCCAGUGAUGUGGCGGUGGUUCCUCCAGCGCCGUCCGCAGUGAACCGCUCUGUCCUGCGCGCCGAGGCCUCGCAGCUGCGCUCAGUGCCGCACAUGGAAUACACGCACCUGCAUGCUCCUGCUCGAUCACACCUUUGAUUUGUGCAGCAGAAACACGUUAGUUUUCUUGUCUGGUUCCUCCUUGCAACGACAGAUGAGAAUGCGCAAUUUUCUCUUCGCCUUGUGUGACUCCAAUCUGUAUUGAGACAAGAUACACUCUUGGGCUAAGAGAUGCAGCCAUGUUCGAACUGAUGCUGUAAGUGAUUAAACUGUGACUUAAUGUUCAUCAUCUCUGGUGGAGGAAUCCCAAGAGGUGAUCACCAAAUAUGGAGGCUCGCUCAUGAAGAUGUAGGUGGCAAUGGUAUGGAUUCUGUAACAAAGAAAACGAGGCAAGAAGGAUCAGAAGUUACUGAAAGACUUAUUACAGAGACUGUGACUACAAGACUGACAUCCUUACCGCCCAAAGGAGGGAGCAGCAGUGGGCUUAAAACUUCAUCCCACACUGGAGGGAGCGGAGUGGAAAAAAGAUCUUACACCCAUGGGAGCAGCUAUGCAACCUCAAGUGGAAGUGGUAGGUUGAAUUCGUCAUCAUCAUCUUCUGGCUACAGACAAACCCAGUCUCCCAGCUCUACUCUUACCAAAUCACCUGGCUCAACAUUUGAAAGAAAAACCUACAUCAGCCGCCAUGCAACAUAUGAAGGGAGCUCCAGUGCCAACUCUUCUCCUGAGUUCCCCAGAAAAGAGUUUGCAUCUGCUGCUACGAGAGGGAGAAGCCAAAGUCGAGAGAGUGAAAUACGAGUCCGACUGCAGAGUGCAUCUCCCUCUGGCAGAUGGACAGAGUUGGAUGAUGUGAAACGUUUGCUGAAAGGAAGUCGAUCAGCCAGCUGCAGCCCUACUCGAUCACCAUCAAGUACCCUCCCGAUACCGAAAAAGGCCGUGGUGGAGACAAAGCUGGUUACUGAGAGCUCUCAGUCAGUGUCAGGAACAUAUGAUACAACCAUACUGAAUACCGCCCUCCCUUCCUACAUGUGGUCCUCCACUCUGCCUGCUGGAUCUUCCCUUGGUGGAUACCACAACAGCUCUUCCUUGAUCAAUACCAUGUCUCACUCUACAGGAUCAGUUUUUGGUGUUCCAAAUAACCUGGCUCCCAGCAAUCAUACUCUGAACGCAGGCCUGAGCACCUCCUCUACAGUGUUUGGAGUUCAAAACAACCUGUCUCCAAGCUCUUCAACUGUGACCCAGAAUGCUACUGCAGCCUCUGCAGCAUAUGGGCUGAAGAACACUUCUCAGAGCAACACCACGACAAGUACGAGUGUUUCUGCUUCAGCAGGUGGAACUGUUCUGAGCUCUCAGGGAGAUGACAUUCUGCGCAAAGACUGUAAGUUCCUGCUGCUGGAGAAGGAGAAUGCCCCAGCAAAGAAGGAGAUGGAGCUCUUGAUCAUGACAAAGGACAGUGGCAAAGUCUUUAGUGCCUCUACCACUGGGCUUAAUGGAGGAUCCUUUGCAGAAGACACCUUGAAGAAAGAGAAGCAAGGAUUUUCCUCCUCUUAUGCUACAGAUACUGGCCUAAAAUCAGAUGCAAAUGGAGGACUGAAAUCUGUGCCAACAAGGGACAAAGCAACUUAUGCAGAAAUACGAAAUGGUGAUGCAGGGGGUGUAAUCGGAUCAGCACCAUCCUGGUGUCCCUGUCGUUCCUGCUGUAGCUGGUGGAAAUGGCUCCUGGGUUUACUUCUGACCUGGUUGUUUCUCCUUGGAUUGCUUUUUGGACUCAUUGCUCUGGCGGAAGAAGUGAGAAAGCUGAAAUCUCGUGUGGAAAACCUGGAAAAAAUUAAUGGCGGCCUCCUGACAAUUAACCAAGAGAAUGGAAAAGUAGAAAAGGCUAUUUCAAGAGUCGACUUUCUUCAUGGUAUUUCACCAUCCUCAGCCUUUCUUUCUGAAAAUGAAGAUUCAGUCUGGUUGAUGGUGAAGAACAGACUGAACAAAGAAAUAGAACGAGGUUACUUCCGAGGGGAGAGAGGAGAACCUGGUGAGAAAGGUGACAUGGGAAUACAAGGUCCAAGAGGGGAGCGAGGACUUCCUGGUCUCCCAGGCAUUCCUGGUCCAAUUGGGCACCAAGGGCCAGAAGGACCAAAAGGACAGAAAGGCAGCAUGGGUGAUCCUGGUGUGGAAGGUCCCAUGGGACAAAGAGGUCGAGAAGGGCUACCAGGACCUCGAGGGGAGCCUGGGCCACCUGGAUUUGGAGAAAAAGGAGACAGAGGUGGUGUUGGUGAGCCAGGUCCUCCAGGGCCACCUGGUCCCCCAGGUUCUGCCGGCCUAAAAGGUCAAAUGGGUUCUCCAGGCCCACAAGGUCCUCCAGGUCCUCCUGGCCUACAGGGAUUUAGAGGAGAAGCAGGUCUGCCUGGUGCUAAAGGUGAGAAAGGAGCCAUUGGAGCCCCUGGACCCAAAGGUGAUCAGGGUGAGAAGGGAUCUCGUGGAAUGACAGGUGAACAAGGCUCAAGAGGAAUACCUGGUCCUCCAGGAGAGCCAGGGGCUAAAGGACCCGUAGGACCAGCUGGUCGUGAUGGACAGCCAGGUGAAAAAGGUGAACCAGGACUUAUGGGAAUGCCAGGAGCCCGAGGACCUCCAGGACCCUCUGGAGAUGCAGGAGAACCAGGUCUCACAGGACCCCAAGGACCACCAGGACUUCCAGGCAACCCAGGCCGACCAGGGGCUAAAGGAGAACCUGGAGCUCCAGGAAAAGUCAUAAGUUCUGAGGGUUUGUCAACUAUUGCUCUGCCAGGCCCACCAGGUCCCGCAGGCCCAGCUGGCCCCCCUGGGCCCCCAGGUGUUCCAGGUCCUGUUGGACCAGCUGGUCUCCCUGGACAGCAAGGUCCACGGGGUGAGAAGGGAUCUCCAGGUGAAGCCGUGAUAGAAACUAUCAAAACAGAAGUCUCAUCAUUAGCAUCUCAAAUGCUGGCAGAUCUACCAGGGCGAGCAGGACCACCAGGUCCCCCUGGACCACCAGGUGAAUCUGUGCAGGGACCCCCUGGACCUCCUGGCCCCCCAGGAGAAGGAUUGCCAGGACCUCCAGGCCCACCAGGGAGACCAGGAUCUGGCAUGUCCAGCUCAGAAGCAUUCUUCACAGGCCCACCAGGUCCACCAGGCCCACCAGGCCCGAAGGGAGACCAAGGUGAACGAGGUCCACGAGGAUUCACAGGAGAACCAGGUGAACCUGGCCUUCCAGCGUUCUCCUCCCAGGGUGACAGAGUCACUAUUCAGGGACCACCAGGAGUUCCAGGCCCGCCAGGCCCACCUGGACCCAAAGGUGAUGCAGGUGUCCCAGGCGCUCCUGGCAUCCCCGGGGCAUCUCGAGGUGGAUCCAGACAAAUUCAGGGACCACCAGGACCUCCUGGGCCACCCGGUCCUCCUGGCCCAGGUGGAAGUUCAUCUCAAGAGAUUCAGCAGUAUGUUGCUGACUACCUGAAGAGUGACAGUGUAAGGCAUUAUUUGACUGGUCCCCAAGGCCCACCAGGCCCUCCAGGCCUACCUGGAGUCAUCACUACUGCAGAUGGGACAAGCUUGGAUUAUGCGGAGCUGGCUACCCGUGUCAUGAGCUAUAUGACAAGCUCUUCAGAUCGCUACCAGUCAUUUGCCAGUUCGGUAUCAACUACAUCCGUUUUGUACCAAGAACUUCUGGACAUGCUGCAGAGAGAAGAAAUUCGUCAGUAUCUAAUUGGACCUCGGGGCCCACCAGGACCUCCUGGACCAGGGGGAGAUGGCAUGUCUCUGUCACUGGAUUAUGAUGAGCUGACCAGACGGUUUAUCAGCUAUUUGACAAGUUCUGGGAUGAGCAUUGGGCUCCCUGGACCACCUGGGCCUCCAGGGACACCUGGUCUAUCUUACAGUGACCUGACAGCAUACCUGCGAAACUCUGAAUUCGGUGGUCUUGUCGGGCCCCCUGGACCUGCAGGGCCCCCAGGACCUCCAGGGAUCCCUGGAUCACCUGGCACCUCUCUGGAGGACAUCUCUGCUUACCUACAAAGUGUGGGAUACUCGUCCCUCUCUGGAGUCCAGGGUCCACCUGGCCCUCCUGGCCCUCCAGGACCACCAGGCUUCUCUGGAACCGGCCUCCUGUCCUAUGCUGACAUCACCCACAGCGACGAGUUCAGGAGCGAGCUGAUCCAGUACCUGAAAAGUGAUGAAGUUCGAAGUUACAUCUCAGGGCCACCUGGGCCCCCUGGGCCACGGGGACCACCAGGACCCAAAGGAGACAGUGGCUUAGUGGCUGGGUCUAUGUCUUCAUCAUACCAUGGGUUACGGACUUCCGAGCGGUUGCAUGGAGGAUCCCUUGGUGCUGAGGGAUCCCAUGAGGGAUCACUGGGCACUGGCAGCUCAUACGGCAGCUCCAUGAGCAGCAUGUCAUCUUACAGUGCCUCACGGAGCAGCGGUGGCUCUUAUGAUGCCUCCAUGGGCGGUGAUGGGUUGUUGACAGAGGAGGAAUCACACAGGAGAUCAGCAGGUUCAAGCAGAUCUUACGGUGACUCCUUCCAUGGAUCCCUGGAUUACACUGAGCUGGCACUCCGGGUGUCAGAGAGCCUACAGAGCCAAGGUAUUCUCCAGGACUUGAUGUCUUACACUGCACAGGGACCCGUGGGUCCCCCAGGCCCUCCUGGUCCCCCCGGCAUCAGCAGGGUUUUUGCAGCCUACGGCAAUGUCACUGAGGACCUCAUGGACUUCUUCAGAAAAUAUGGUACCAUCCAGGGGCCACCUGGUGAAAAGGGGGAGAGGGGUUAUCCUGGACCCAAAGGUGACCCCGGACCAAUGGGCCCACCAGGACGGCAGGGGCACAGGGGACCACAAGGAGAGAAAGGAGAGAAAGGUGAAAAAGUGUAUGUUGGCAGAAGAAAAAGAAGUGUUGGGGUUUAAGGAAAGAGCCAGCUCGGUUCUGUACUGGGCAGCAUUGCCAGCAGCCCGUGGAGAAUUAGCUGAAAUCUUCACUGCCUUAGUGCUGAAGUGUCCCUGCCCAUCAGCUACCACUUAGACUUAAUAGUGCAUUGUCACUGCUGAGAUUGGAAUGGCUCUGUGUCCAAUGUGGCCCUUGCAUGGGUAUUUGCUCCUGUUGCUGAUAUUUGGCUUAGCUCCCCUGAAUUCCCAGGUUCAUAUGUCUUUGGAUUGACAAGGGCUUCCUGUCUCACCCAGUCCAGGUUUGUAUUACUCCCAGCUCUGUAAAAAACAUUUAACAACUGGCCAACUAUCCAGAAAAGAAAAAACAGGAAACCAGUCCUUUCCCACCCAGAAGACAAAUGGCCUUGUCAGAAACCCUGGGACUGAGCUUGCUCACUGCGCUGGGAUUCCCGUUCUGUGCACUCGCUGUGCCGGCUGCAGGCAGGAGGCCCUGCUGAAGCACGUGCUGGUGCUUCUGAGUGGGGCUGUGGCUUUGGGGGGGGGUCCCCUGUGCAGGUGCAGCACAUGCAGGUGCUUCGCAGGGAGCCUGGGUCGCCUGUUGAUAGCAGCACAGUGAGAUGUGUCAUGCGCAGGGACUGAACUGAAGCACUUUUAAGUGUAGUUUGUUGAUCUUUUAAAAAUAUUUUUGUAAUUUUUUUCUGGUUUUUAAACUUUGGGGAAAAAAAUGUUUAAUGUAAACAGCCCCAUUAAAGUGUGUUUUUCACCCCAA